Messenger RNA from Rotaria sp. Silwood1, 1839 nucleotides. The record is from the annotation of a GenBank genome assembly. NCBI's taxonomy places the organism in Eukaryota, Metazoa, Rotifera, Eurotatoria, Philodinida, Philodinidae.
AUGCAACGAACAAAACGACCAGUUGACGACGACAAUGUUCAAAAUUCCACUAAUUAUAAAAAACAAAAAUUACAAAAUGAAAUAACCACAAUCGAUCGAAACAAAUUCGUUGUCGAAGAUUUAGCAAAUGAAAUUUUUUAUGAAAUAUUUGAAUAUCUUGAUGUACAUGAUAUCUACAAAGGUUUUUUCAAUCUUAAUCGACGUUUUAAAAAUUUAUUAAUUUAUUCAAAUUUUUUACGUCAAAUAAAUCUUUCUAACAUAUCGAAAAAUGAUUUUGAAAAUUAUUAUCACAAUAUUCUUAAACCAUAUAGCCAUCGAAUAAAAUUACUUCGCUUAUCAAAUCCAUUUAUUGCCGAGAUUAUAUUUUCACCACCACGUAUGAUGUUACAAUUUAAUCGUCUUGAAAUAUUAAUUCUUGAUAAAAUAGGAAUGAAAUUUUUCGAUAAAAUUUCAUUUUUUUUAAAGCAAUUACCGAAAUUUCAUUCAAUAACUAUAUCAUUUGGUGAUUAUAUUCAAUCAUUGGAUAGUUUUUUUUCUAAUCUAUUUCAUUUAUGGAAAUUAAAAUAUUGUAAAAUUGUAUAUGAAACGAAACCUUUGUGCUAUCCAUCUCUUAUGUAUUUGAGUAAAUAUAAUUCUAAUACAAUUGAAUAUUUAAUAAUACAUGGUCGUUUUGCAUUUGAAUCAUUGAAUAGUUUAUUAUGUUGUCUUCCUAAACUUCGUUAUUUAUUGAUUAAUCAUCUUGGUCAUAAUUAUGGUUAUAUUGAAACAAAAGAUUUAUUACCAAUUAAAUUAAAAUAUUUAAAACAUGUUUCGCUUGAAUUCGAUCGUAUUUGUUUUGAUGAAGUUGAAAAAAUUUUUAAAACCUUCUUUUAUUACAUUGAAAUUUUACGUCUUACAACAAACAAUGAUCAAGCUUAUUUAAAUGCUAAACGUUGGGAAAAUGUAAUUGGAUCUUAUAUGCCAUAUUUACGUAUAUUUGAUAUCAAUCAUCGAAAUUAUACGUUAGAUAAUAAUUUAACAUAUCAUGAUGUGACAGAACAAUUUAAUUCAUCGUUUUGGAUUAAAAAAAAUUGGUUUUUUACACAUCAACAUGAUUGGAGGAAACGUUUAAAUGCUGGCAUUUUUUAUUCAACAGAUCCAUAUCGACGAAAAGAUUAUGAAUUUCAUUGGGAAAUCGAUGAAGAAAAUUGUUCAAAUUUUCAAGAAAUGAAUUUGCAUUCAGUUCAACAUGUUUUGAUUUGUAGUAAACAAAUAAAAAAUAUUUGUUUAAAUUAUUUUCCAAAUGUUACUCAAUUGACUAUUCAAAAUUAUUUUCAAACAUCUGAUGUUUCAAUUAUAACAACUCUUAAUCGUAUAAUGCCUUUAGAGCAAUUGAAGAAAUUAUCAAUUGGAUCCAAUGAUUUUCCAUUUGAAGAGAUUGUGAAAUUAUUACGUUGUACACCGAAUUUAUGUGAAUUAAGAUUAGGUUUACUACCUAUGAAGGAAACAGAUCUACAAUUGAUUAAACAAAGUGAACAUUUUCAAUAUAUAUCAAAGACAAAUAAAAUAAACUAUUUAGAUAUUCGUCAAUUGUGUACAUUAAAUCAAAUGCAAUUGAUUAUUAAAUUAUUUCCACAAUUAGAAUAUCUUAAAACCCGUAUGAAACGAAAAGAAAUUGGACUAAUAACGAAAUAUUUAGUAUUGAAAACAAAUAAAAGAGCACAACAUUUAUUCUCAUUAUGUAUUUCAGAAGUACCCAAAAUAUGUUUAAAAGAAUUAAAGAUUUUAAUUCAAUCAGAAAAUUUACUUAAUGAUUAUUUUAUUAGAUUUAUUAAUCGUGAUUUACAUUUAUGGUGGUAG